UCUAUGUCCUAAAUCUUUCAUUUUAAUCUAGAAUCGAUUUUAAAAAUGCCACGGGCACAUCAUAAUGGAUGUAUUUCUGUCUAAAAUUUCUAUUGAUCGUUUUCGAUUUAAUUUUAUUUUUUUAGGUAUUGCCGAGUUAAAUGUAGAACCAUAUGAUGAAGACCAGGGGACAGGUGAAUUGCGUUAUGUUCAGAUGGCUGUGACCACAUACAACACAUCCCUUCCUUAUGCUGAAAGAUAUAGAAAUGGAAAAGUACAGGUUGCCUUGGUUUGGAAUUCUAGAUAUGAGAACUCCUCUUCCUCGAAAAAGUUAAAUGCUUUGGCCAAUUUCUUAUGGAGAUAUGGUGGGCCAAACAGGAAAGUCCAUUUAAUUCAUUCUGUUUGGGCAAACUUCCAGACUUCAAUUAACAAUGUGAGUGUAAAGUGUGUGGGUUUUUGUGUUUGCGCACAUGUGUUUACUUGUUGGCGUGGGCAUGCAUCCAUACACUAAGUAUGUUUAGUAUGAAAUGCUUCAUUUGUUUGUUAAAGUGGAUAUAAUUAGCUUGUAAUUUUUUAGAAUGUUGGUCUCAUUGCUAAGAUGGUGUUAUUUUGAUGAUCUUUUGUGUUGUCCUGAGACUGUGGAGGUGGUUGAGAAAGCAACUGAACCUCUUUUAUGAAAUGCUCUUACCAAGAACACAAAAGAUUCAUAAUUCUACUUUCAUAGAAACAAAAGAAAAACUCAGUUCAAAGCUUUCUUUCUCUGUUUGGGUAAAAAGCCUCCUUUUCAACCAAGUAACAUGACCACUACCAUCUUUAGGAACACUCAAGGCACCCAAAAAAGGGACAAUUACACCGCUUAAAUAUUUCAAUCCAUCCAACAGUAUAUAAGAAGAUGAUCCACAGACAGACCCACCCUCUUUGCACUUGCAACACCAAUUACGAAUAGUUUUUCUGCUUUUGAUCAGAUUAUCUACUACAAGAAUUUUCACCUGGGAUAUCUCCCUGCAAAAAAGACCAACUAAGAAGGGCCCUUCAAAUUUUCAAAUCCCUUUCCAAGGAAAGUGAAGUGUGUCACCCUCCAACUUGUAAUAAGACUUCACUUUUAAUUUCCCCAGUUUGGAGUACCAACCAAUGUCAUCUUCCUUCGAGCCUUGUACUAAGCUCCUGAUACAACAGUUUCAAAAGAACUUGUAUCCCCUGAACCUUCCUAUCAUGUAAUGAUCUUUGUAACCCACAUUUCAUGCCAUCACCUCUCCCGCUUAGAAGUUU
Molecule: messenger RNA, 1248 nt
Organism: Camellia sinensis
Lineage: Eukaryota; Viridiplantae; Streptophyta; Magnoliopsida; Ericales; Theaceae
Source: RefSeq, a predicted model, not a curated record